Mercurialis annua (annual mercury) is the source of this 2023-nucleotide messenger RNA. RefSeq names its product glycosyltransferase-like KOBITO 1. The coding region runs from base 89 to 1705 and encodes 538 amino acids. The record is from RefSeq and is a predicted model, not a curated record. Gene Ontology annotation, biological process: response to abscisic acid; cellulose biosynthetic process. NCBI's taxonomy places the organism in Eukaryota, Viridiplantae, Streptophyta, Magnoliopsida, Malpighiales, Euphorbiaceae. The transcript has 11 exons.
UACCACUCUCUCGCUCAUGUUGAGUUGAGACAAAAUCAAGUCAUAAAAUCAAAUCUAAUAGUACAUCACCAGUACAGUACUCAUCACUAUGCCCAACCACCACCACCACCUCCACGUCCCACUCCGGCCAUCCUCCGCCACCUCAUCGUCCAACCACCAAUCCUUCACUUCAAAGCUAAUUCUCCUCCUCACUCUCCUUCCUCUCUCACUCGCAGCCUUAGCCUUCAUCCUCCAAUGGAAAGGCGACGAUCACGGCGGCCUAGCAGAUCCCACCGCUUCCACCGCUCGCUGGGCCCCACAAGGCUCUCACAACCACGAGAUCUUCCCCGGAACGGAAAAUUCCGUUCUGUCUCCUAAACCACACCACUCUUCUUCUGAUUGCUUAAGUCUUGUACGCUCUGCCUCCCCUUCUUUCCCGUACUUCCAUGACUGGAAAUUUGACGUUGAGCCCAAUUUGAGGCCCAAGAUAUGUAUUACAACAAGUACAUCAGCCGGCUUAGAUCAAAUUCUUCCAUGGAUGUUUUACCACAAGGUUAUGGGUGUCUCAACCUUUUUUUUCUUUGUGGAAGGAAAGGCUGCAGCUCCUAAUGUAUCUAAAGUUCUUGAAUCUAUUCCCGGUGUGAAAGUUAUUUAUAGAACAAGAGAGCUUGAGGAGCAACAGGCUAAGAGUCGUAUUUGGAACGAGACAUGGCUGUCGAGUUUCUUUUACAAACCAUGCAAUUAUGAGCUCUUUGUGAAGCAAUCUCUUAAUAUGGAAAUGGCUAUUGUCAUGGCAAGGGAUGCUGGCAUGGACUGGAUACUUCAUCUUGACACUGAUGAACUGAUACAUCCUGCUGGUGCUAGUGAAUAUUCUUUAAGGCAAUUACUAAUGGAUGUUCCUGGAAAUGUGGAUAUGGUUAUAUUUCCAAAUUAUGAAAGUAGUGUUGAACGUGAUGAUGUCAAAGACCCAUUUACUGAGGUAUCAGUUUUCAAGAAGAACUAUGACCAUCUCCCAAAGGAAACAUACUUUGGCAUGUAUAAGGAAUCAACUCGUGGUAAUCCAAACUAUUUCUUAACUUAUGGAAAUGGGAAAUCUGCUGCUCGAAUUCAAGACCAUCUUCGUCCUAAUGGUGCUCAUAGAUGGCACAACUACAUGAAGACCCCUAAUGAGGUGAAGUUAGAAGAGGCAGCGGUUUUACAUUACACAUACUCCAAAUUCUCAGAUUUGACUUCUCGACGUGAUCGAUGUGGCUGCAAGCCCACAAAGGAGGAUGUCAAAAGAUGCUUUAUGUUGGAAUUCGACAGAGCUGCCUUCAUAAUUGCUUCAACUGCAACUGAGGAGGAAAUGCUAAAGUGGUAUCAUGAACAUGUUGUAUGGGGUGAUAAAGACCAGAAACUGAAACUCUUGAGGAAAGGCAUUUUAACUCGCAUAUAUUCUCCCUCGAUCAUAAUAGAGGCUUUAAGAGAAUCUGGUGUAUUCACCUCUGUAAUCGCUUCUGCUCCAACUACUCUCUCAAAAGACAAUUUUUUAGCCUCUAUUAAAAAAAGCAACUCAUCAAGAGCUGUUGCUUCUGAAUCGCUACCCUCGAGAAAGAUUGGCCGAAGCAGAGAGCAUGAGGCAGCAACUGCUAGGAGGAUUCUGGAGUCAGAAGCUACGACAUCUCACGAAGCAGCGGUUCCACCAUUGUCUCCACCGGGAGCUAAUGAGGAAUUAAUGGAAGUGUGAUUUUAAGAUACCGGCAUGAUUGCUUCUUCUUCUCAAUCCUGUUCGAGUAGGUUGAUCCAUUUUGGUAUGAUAUGAAUUGAAGGGAAGAAUCAGGAGAGAAAAAGAAAGAGCACUCUUUGUUGCAGUAAAACAUGUUGUUAUUGUUCGGUUUGGUUGGUUCUUCCCGAUCAUGAUCCAAGCGGUUGUGUACAUUUCCUUUAGGAGAUUAAUGUAUAGAUAUCAGUCUUGUAAUUAAGGAGAAGAAUAUAAUUGUCUUUGCACUUGAAAAGCUGUCUGUCUACAUAAUCUCAAAAUCUGAAAUCUGGUUUAGCUCCUCAA